This is a messenger RNA of Pocillopora meandrina, 3796 nucleotides long. The record is from the annotation of a GenBank genome assembly. Lineage: Eukaryota; Metazoa; Cnidaria; Anthozoa; Scleractinia; Pocilloporidae.
AAGAUCCUGCCAAAUAUUUACCGACAGGCGAGGAUGCUCAGCUCUUCGCCGUUAAGAGCUAUCCUGUUCUUGCUAGUUGCUAGCCAUGUGCCUGCCAAGAAAAAUAACACGUCUACCUUAAAUCAAGAAAGGAAAAAUGUAACGAAUGAAAAACGUCAAAAUAUAGGUAAGUACACCACCUAUAAACCCACCCAUAAGCUUUUGGUAAACACCUAACACUGAGCAAAUGCCUUUUCACAGUUUAUUAUUUUGGCUUUUUUAAAAAAAAUUGACCGUGAGUGAUGCCAAAGGUGUAAUUAAAAGCAGAUACAUUGUAAACCUAUGAAUUCAUAUACUUUCAUUUUGAGCAUAUUUCAUUUUCCCUCGGUGAUAGGUUACUGUAAUUGGUUUCUUUACCUUGCGUAUUGUAAAGCAUUUUAUACACGACCCUCUGUCUCAGAAACGAAAAGUAAUCUCAUCCUACACUUUGACUGUAAUAAACUGAUUAACUGAUAGAUUGAUUGAUUGAAAGAUACAUUGAUAACUUCAGCAGAACGUUGCAUCACCCAAGAAACGUAGUUACGUAACAAAAUCGACAGUCUUUACAUAAAACAUACUGUAAUGGUGUUCAUUGCCAUACAGUUGUUACUAUGCUGCGUUAACGAUAUAGUUCUUGUUACAGCUUAUAGUUAUCCAAAUGUUGCAAUUCCCUAUGGCGCGGAUGGUCUCCCUUGCUGUCCAAUCAACACUUUUUGUACAGGUGUGCUUUGUUUUGUUUUGUUUUGUUUUUUUUUGCCUAAAAAUGAAAACUUUUCCCUUAAGUUACUGUUCUUCAUCGAAUUAUGCAUCUUCCUGACAAAUUAACGAAGCAGCUCUGAUAACUGAAUGACAUUUAAUGUUAACUGUGUAACUUUAUUUAUGAGUACCUGUAUGUGUGAGCGCGAGAUAAAUUACGCCGCCUAUACGGCGUAAUUUGUUUAUGAACCUUAUAAGUAUACAAAUCGAUGAACGACUUUCUGUUGAGGGUUACACAUACCGUCUACGAUUAUGAGCCAAGUAACUUGAACACUUAACUACUUACAUCUCAAGAAUUUCUUUUGGGCCAAAUCGGAUGCAAAUUCCCUCAAGUUUCCCUUAUUUACUCAGAGUUUUCCUUACUUAGUUUUCCUUAAACAUACUUCCUUAUUCCUUAAGAUAGCUGACAUACUUUAUUUCUCCGCAGACAAACCGCCCUGUCCACCAAGUGAGAUGCCGGAGAUAUCCAACGCCCCUCAGCUGGAUGCAGGGCUAUCAUUCAACAUGGUGCCAGGUGGUAUUCAGGAGCCAACAGCCCCACCUCAACCAGCAUCAGUGUUAUCUGUUCCAUUUCAGGAUCAACCAGCAAAGCCAACACAACCGCAAAUUCCACUACAUGCUAAACACUCUGAGAAGGAUAAGGAAAAGCUGGAAUUACAACCCAACAGAGAUCAAGUGUAUCACAUCAGAGGAAGAAGUAAGAACACAUGGAUGUUGUUAUUGCUGUGCAUGUUGUUAAGGUUUUCGACGUAAUGUUUCUAUUCAAGAUAUCUGCGAUUUGUAACACGUUUUUUUGGUUGGCCGAAAAUUAAAACAAACAUGCCAAAACUGUAUUUGCUUGACCAAACCAUUUCAUUUGUGCUGUUCGAAUUUUAACAGUACUUCUUAGCUGAUCAAGAAAAUAGUGUGGACUAAAAGAGACACAGGGCAGCCAACACUCGUUGCUUGUUCAAAAAACCAAUCGGGUCCAAACCUGCACGAGACGCCAAAAACAUACCUGUACAACUCUAAACACAAACACAUACACAAACAAUUAAACACAAUACCAACAAAGAAACUGAGACUUAAUGCACCGCAAAGAAAAUUAGCAGAAUCUGAUACACAACUAUGUGUUGCUUGAAAGCUCGUAAAAGCUUCCCGUCGUCGAAAAAAUUAGAAUAAAAUUUACUUAUCAUUUGUUCCUCUAUUCAUUUGCUUCAUUUCGUAACCCAGGUUUUAAAAGUCUCGGUUGCUGGAAGGAUACCUGGGACAGGGCUAUUCCAUUAAUGGAAAAGAAACAUGCCAUGUUGUUUGAACCUGACUACAAAAAGAGAACCAACGCGCUCAUGAAAUGUGCCGAGGCCGCACUGGACAACAGUUUUAUCAUUUUCUCUCUUCAAAAUGGAGGGCAGUGUUUCUCUGGCAAAGAUGCUGAUAAGACGUUUAUGAAAUAUGGCGUCAGUGAUUCCUGCAAAGGUGAGGAUAAAAUUUUGCUACCGAGAUAAAUAAGGUAAUCUGCGAUUAUGAUAGAUGCAACAAAAUACCCAAUUAAAUCAAAGAUCAAUUCAAAUUGAUUUAUCUCAUUCAGACCAGACUCUCAUCGCCCAGCAAUGCGGCAGUUCAGUUAUAACAGAAGAAUAUCAACUGAUACUCUCUUGGCUAUAAAUACCAGAUGACAUCAAGCGACCAUUCAAACCUCAAAAUCAUGGCACACGAGCUAAACCUAUGACAUUUUGACGUAAAAAUGAACAGGAAGAAAAAAGGGAGAAAAAGUACAAAAUUGCCUACGAGCCCUACUUUGUUAGAGGACAAUUUUUUUUUUGUCGUCAACAAUAUUUCUGCCUCGGCUUAUCUUUAUUUUCCUACUAGACAGAUCCUUAAACUCUUCUAAGGCCUUGGCUUAGCAAAUAUAAGACCUCAGCCGAGCGUCUGUUCUCAAAUAGAUCAGAAACAAAGACCGAUACCAAAACGUGCAUUAUUAGGUAAUCUGUAUACCAUCAGAAAUCCACUGAAUAAACGCUUAUGCUAGUUGAUCGAAGUGUAGAUAAAACGUAAUUCCCUUGUCGUCGCUUUACUUUCAUUGUUGUUGUUAUUACUCCAAGAGAAAAUAUUGGGGGUCUUUUUAAUUUCUGUUGAUUUCUCUUAUAAUUAUUAAUAUUAUUGUUUUUUAUUAUUAUUAUUAUUAUUAUUAUUAUUAUUGCUAUUGUCUCUAUUAUAAGUCUUUUUUGUUUUGUUUUUUUUUCCCUGCUGAUGGCAUUUAACAUUCAUUUCUUGAUGAUCACUUGUCACAAGUCUUGGUCGGUCUGCCUCUGUUGUUUUCGCUAAUUAGUAAACCUCUUCAUUUUUCUUCCUUUAGCUGAUGGAGAAGGAGGGCCUUGGGGUAAUGAAGUUUACCAGUGAGUAUUUUUUCCAUAAAGAUAUCCUCACUUGUCAGUACUAACAAGGUUAGGGAGGGAUUAAAAUGAAAACGUGUAAAUGCACAAAGAAAAGUCAUGUUUUUUUUUUUUAUGCUACUCUUUGGAUCUCGUCGAUUUACAAAAACUCUUUUUGUUGCGAUAGGUAUUUGAAUACCAACACUUCCAUUCCUAAGAAGAGCGACGAAACAGAGGGUGGUAUUUCCAAGGAAAGCAUCGCUCAAGCAAAUCCUACUCCCACAGCACCUCCGACAGCUGCAGUUACACCAGCAGUGCAUCUAACGACUUCACCCACUGCGCACAAAGCUAAAGUGAACGAUUCCUCAGAGAUCAACCCCUGGGCGGAGCUGUCGAAAGAAUCCAUCGACAGCGCGAGAAAACCAGACUUAAAGCCUUUUAAAGAUGAAGUAGAAAAAGACGCCGUUGUGGCAGAGAACGAAGCAGACAAGCAAGCUUUGCUGAAAGAAAUUCCAGCAGCGAACAAAACAGAAGCAGCUGUCGACGAAGAGAGUAACGAUGCCAUAAAUGAGGACAUUCCCUCUCAAACAGAAGUUUUCAACGUAAGCCCGCCGAGACCGAAACUUGUUACGCCGUUCAGAGGAAGAUGCCCAGUUUGCCGUGAGUACUGA